Vollenhovia emeryi is the source of this 1005-nucleotide messenger RNA. RefSeq names its product caspase-1-like. The transcript is spliced from 2 exons. Gene Ontology annotation, biological process: proteolysis. Gene Ontology annotation, molecular function: cysteine-type endopeptidase activity. The record is from RefSeq and is a predicted model, not a curated record. Bases 142 to 432 code for a protein of 96 amino acids. Lineage: Eukaryota; Metazoa; Arthropoda; Insecta; Hymenoptera; Formicidae.
UUUAAUUACUGGCGAUUCAACAAUUCUAAAUUUGGUGAAUUGAUAACGUUUAACGCCGUUUCUUUCCGCCUUUUCUUAUUCAGUACCAUCAAAGGACCCGUUGUAUACACGGCGGUAUCAAAGGACGCAGAUUGCUAUAACAUGAAUUACAAAAAUCGCGGCAAGUGCAUAAUCUUCAAUCACGAUAGAUUUGACUUUACAAAUUUUUCCCAACGGGAGGGUUCAUCAUUGGACGCCAAGAGACUGGAAGUAACUUUCGGGAAUCUUGGAUUUGACGUGGAAGUUUACGAUGACUUCACGCAUAGCGAAGUUAUGGACAUGUUACAAGACGGCUUAAACCCUGUUUUAUCCUGUACCAGAACGAACUGGAUAAAACUGUACCAGAAAACAAACUGGUACUUUGGUUUGACUUCAUCUUCGGUAGGCUACUAACCUUCCCUAGUAGCACGGUGCAUUGACUAAACAUUGGUCCAAUGUUGGUUAUACUAGAAAUGCACUGGUCGAUAUUGCCAAACGAAAAGUGAAAAGUAAAGCCAAUACUGGCCAUGGAAUAAAUAUAAAUAUUGCACAAUGUUCGAGAGCGCAAGUGAAUCGCGAGAUCCGGACAGGAGUGUUCAGGAGAACAAAGAGAAUAAAGACACCACGUUUGUAUUCACGAUUUAACACGAAAUAUAUUUCCGAAAUUCGAAAGAGUCAGUCCACAGUGAAGAGCAAGUCGUUUUAUAGGUAACACACGGCGAAGCGCAAGGCGAAAAUCAGCGAACUGGUUAAGACUCGAUUGGCAAACUAGCGACGAAGCGGGUAAACCUUCGGAAAACCCACGCAUAUGAAAUAAGGGAUAGCAACAAUCAAUUCCUAUGUAUUUUUGAGUUCUGAACAUGAAUAUGUAACUUAGACAUGGCGGUCGGAACAAGAAACCAAUGAAAACCAUGAAAAACCCAUAAAAAUUAUGGUUUUUAACAUUUAUCUCACCAAAUAUCAAAAAUUUUGAAAAAUGUUUUAAAU